GAAAGAGAAUGGGAGGGGAAGCAGCUGCUACCAAGUCCAUUUCCAGUCCAGCCUCUGCUGCUUGCUUUCUCACAACGCGCACACAAGCACACACACGCACGUAUUUACUGGUGUUUGGUGGUGGGGCACAUCAACCGGACAACAAAGAGACGCACAGGGGGGGCUCACACGCUGCAGCCAGGACAGCAUCACAUAUCACCGGCGUCCAGUGUCAGGGACAAGCGCACUGAACUCCUUUCUCACAUCUGCUGGGAAUUAAAGCGUCAGUCAGACUGGAGGUGACCGUCACAGAAGCGUUAAUUGCUCGCGUAGACAGUACUGCCGUACUUGUGAGCCUCGGUAGCGAAAUGGAGAUGGAGCAUUUUGACGAGCGGGACAAAGGUCAGAGGCACAGCCGCUCUAGUGCGAAGAUGAACGGUGUGCCGAGUCCCACACACAGCGCCCACUGCAGUCUGUACCGGACCCGGACCCUGAAGACACUGAGUGCGGAGAAGAGAGCCAAGAAAGUCCGCUUCUACCGCAACGGAGACCGGUACUUCAAUGGGAUUGUGUACGCCAUUUCUGCUGACAGGUUCCGGACCUUUGACGCCCUGCUGGCGGACCUGACCCGUUCCCUAUCCGACAAUGUCAACCUGCCUCAGGGCGUCCGGACCAUAUACACCCUGGAUGGGUCAAAGAAAAUCACCAAUAUUGAUCAGCUAGUAGAAGGUGAAAGCUAUGUUUGCAGUUCGACUGAAGCCUACAAAAAGUUGGAUUACACAAAGAACGUGAACCCCAACUGGUCGGUGAACGUCAAGGCUGCGGCGGCAUCGUCCCGCGGGCUUCCGUCUCUGGGGAGCACCAAGGCCACCGCCUCAGAGGGUCGCGAAAACAAGGACUUCAUCCGUCCGAAGCUCGUGACAGUGGUGCGGAGCGGAGUGAAGCCCAGGAAAGCAGUGAGGAUUCUCCUGAACAAGAAAACAGCCCAUUCCUAUGAACAGGUCCUGACCGACAUCACAGACGCCAUAAAGCUCGACUCUGGAGUGGUGAAGAAGAUCUACACGGUGGACGGCAAACGGGUGUCAUGCCUGCAGGACUUCUUUGGUGACGAGGACAUCUUUGUGGCUUGUGGACCAGAGAAGUUCCGCUAUCAAGAUGACUUGAUGCUGGAUGAAAGUGAGAGUCGUGUGAUGAAAUCAUUGACCUAUGGGAGGAUGUCAGGCUCUUUGAACCGAGGCUCCCCCAGAACUGUUGUCCAAUCGCUGCGCAGCAAGUCGCCUGCAUCUGUGAACGGGACGCCGGCCAGUCAGCUGUCAACUCCUCAUUCGGGAAAAUCUCCCAGCCCCUCCCCAACCAGUCCAGGCAGCCUUAGCCGACGCAGGGGGUCCCAGGGUUCUUCCACCUCUCUGUCUUCCACUAAAGGUUCGAGCCCAGUGGAAGACGGUGAUGGACUCGUUCCCGAAGCUGAAGUUCUAGUCGAUGAGGUUCCAGCUGUGCCAUCCUACAUAUCAGACCGUUACAAGGUGGGGCGAAUGUUAGGAGAUGGGAAUUUUGCAGUCGUCCGGGAAUGCAUGGAGCACUCCACAGGACGAGAGUACGCUCUGAAGAUCAUCAACAAGGGCAAAUGCAGAGGCAAGGAGCACAUGAUCCAGAACGAGGUGGCCAUACUUCGCCGGGUCAAACAUCCAAAUAUCGUCUUACUCAUCGAGGAGUUUGACACUUACAAUGAACUCUACCUGGUCAUGGAAUUGGUCAAGGGGGGAGAUCUGUUCGAUGCCAUCACCUCUGCCAACAGAUACACAGAAAGAGACGCCAGCGGCAUGCUCCACAAUCUGGCCAGCGCCAUCAAAUACCUCCACAGCCUCAACAUUGUCCACAGAGACAUCAAACCAGAAAACCUGCUGGUGUACGAACAUGCAGAUGGCAGCAAGAGCCUCAAACUGGGAGACUUUGGUUUGGCGACCGUGGUGGACGGACCCCUCUACACUGUCUGCGGGACCCCAACAUAUGUAGCACCUGAAAUCAUUGCAGAAACAGGGUAUGGUCUUAAGGUUGACAUCUGGGCAGCUGGAGUCAUCACCUACAUCCUCCUGUGUGGUUUCCCACCCUUUCGGGGGAGCAGUGACGAUCAAGAAGUGCUUUUUGAUCAGAUACUAAUGGGACAGCUAGAAUUUCCUCUGCCCUACUGGGACAAUGUGUCAGAGACCGCUAUGGAGCUGAUUCGAUCCAUGCUGGAGGUGGAGGUCGAUAAGAGAUACACUGCCCUCCAGGUGCUGGAGCACCCCUGGGUCACUGACGAGGGUCUGUGCGAGAAUGAACACCAGCUGUCGGUAGCAGGAAAGAUAAAGAAGCACUUCAACACCAGCCCAAAAGGCACUGACACCACUGCAGGAGUGUCAGUCAUUUCUUUGGAUGACAGCUUUUCUAUGCAGAGAUCUGGGUCGUUGGAUUUCUACCAGCACCCGGCCAUGUACUGGAUAAGGCCACCCCUCUUGAUAAGGAGAGGCAGGUUCUCGGACGAGGAUGCCACCCGGAUGUGAAACCACUGCCACUGCAGAUGAUGCCAACUGUGAAUUCAGUAACAACAACAACAACAACAAAAACACUACGGGCGGAGCCCCCCAGUUGCCUCCCUGGCCUGCCCAUGGCCCCUACCUCUCUGACCCCUGACACUUGCUCUGACCCCUCCCCAGACCCCAGACUCCCAUCCGACUCUGAUGACAUCUCCAUCAGCUCAGCCAGCACCGCCUGCUCCCCCAGCUCGCCCUUCUAGAGAGCAGGCGAAGGGGAGUAGGGGGAGGAAGAGGAGGAAGGUGUGCAAAGGAGGAGGCGGCGAGGGAAAAUCCUCAUCCAGCUCCUCCCUCUGCAUGUGGAGGAGGAGGAGGAAGAGGUGUCAACCCCUUUCUCCCAGUAUCUCUGAAAAAAAAAGAAAUAAAAAUAUCAACAGAGAACUUCACACUUCCCUGAAUCCAACUUUCCAAACCUGGAGGAAAGAUGGACCAAGGGGUGGAUAAGAAGACGUUAGAGAGGUUGGGAGAAAGAUUCAAGGGGCAACAAGAAACAGGGAUCGAGAGGAAGAGGGAAAAGCCAGAGUGAGGUGAAAGACUUUUGUUGAUUUCUUUUUAACAUUUUCUCAUCUGAGCACAUGUUGUAGAGCUCAAGGAGCAAGAAAGGGCUUUACCCUUCAGUGAUGAUCCGGGCUCGACAUGGAAACUUCCUCAAGGCGGAACAGCUCUACAAGGCAAUAUGAGAAUAUGGACCAAUGUUCAUGUUUUAUUGAACCUUAUUUAUUCAUACUUUAAUUCACAGCAUUUUUUGAUAUGUAUUUCUCUUUUUCAUAGAAAAAAAAACAAUGUUUUUAUUGACUUCUCCUUAGAGCUUGGUGGAAUUAAAAUAAUGGCAAAGUGCUUAGAAGUAGAGUGCAGAAACGUUUAAGUAGGUGACAGUAGACGUGAUGAAAACACAGCGUUGGAAAGCGAGCUAAAGGGAUUUUAUGGUUUUUUUCAGUUGCAAAAUGUGUUUUAAAAAUGGCUUUGAUGAAAAAAAAAAAAAGAUGAAAUUGUGCUGUGACGCUGUGCUCAACACAGUAUCUGCGCUGCCUUCCCCCAAGUUGGAUUGCAGUCACACAGUUUACAUUUCACACAAACUGCUAUUCUAAGACGACAAUGGUGCGUUUGACUGCUCCUUCUGGUUUUGUUACCUGCUCGGUUCACAACAUCUUGAUACACAAAACUCAGCAGCAUCCUGGUGCUUGUGUAGCAAACUCGACAUCUGAACCCAUUCGUCCUCAAGCCGCACAUUUUCACAGUGAUCAUCACACUAAUUCUUUUUAUAUUUUAUGAACACUAGACACAUGUUUCAUCAACAUGUUCAAGCUAUGGUUGGUGCAGCUCAAGUAUAUGGUUGAUCAGACACGUUUUCAGAUGGAGAAGGCGUACAGUUAACAGUUCACAAGAGGUGCCUAUUUGCACAUUUGCACUGCAGUCUAGGUGCAGUGAGACAUGAUCGAGAGAAUGACAGUAUGGAUGCCAGAGAACCAGCAGUACAGCGAAAAAGGGUGGAGGAGAAUUUAUUUCAGCUCUGUACAACCUCAUUCAUGGCUUCAUUUCUUCAGAUGAAAGCAUGACAGACAUACAGUAGCCUAUUCUUAUAAAAGAAACAGUUUAGUGAUGAAGUAUUGUUUAUAUGUUGUGUAAAUAACAAUUUUAUUUAUUUUGAUAGUUCACAAUACAGUAUAUUUCUUUACUAGUAGUCAGUCUAUGAGAAUUGUACAAUAAUAAUACAAAAAAAUACAACAAAAUCAGUCAUACAUGCGUAUCAGUCAGUCAGCGAAGAAAAAAAUAAUAAACUAGGAGGAGAUCAUCAGAUCGAGGUGAAGCAUUAAGCUUGGGUGAGUUGGAUGGAUCUGUAGUGGAUAUGAAGAAGAGAUCAUCAACUUUGCCUCCCACUGGAAAUGAUGUCACUUCUUUUCUUUGGAAAAGCAGCCAGUAAUAUGGUUUCCCUUAAACUGAUGUGAGAUAAGAGAUGAGAAGACAGAUGAGUGAGAGAAAUACAGAGAAGUGUUAGGUUUUUUUUUGUUUGUUUGUUUUUUGCAGAUGAUCUCCCUGCAGUCGUCACACCAGUCAGACUCUCUGUAUUUAUUCUCAUCAUUGCACAUAUGCGGUAAUGUGCUGCCAUAUUGACCAGAUCAGUAUGAACUUGUGCUCUCCAGCGCACGGACACGUGGUUUACCAAAGUGCUCUCACAGCUGACCCACUGUAUUACAGUCCAUUGCAAUACCAAUACCUGUACCUCUGUUCAACAAUGGUCUAUGACUAUAGUAAUAAUUAAAAUAUGUUUAAAAUCAAA
Oreochromis niloticus (Nile tilapia) is the source of this 4827-nucleotide messenger RNA. It is a transcript of the gene dclk1a, whose product is annotated as doublecortin-like kinase 1a. The transcript is spliced from 17 exons. Gene Ontology annotation, molecular function: protein kinase activity; ATP binding. Lineage: Eukaryota; Metazoa; Chordata; Actinopteri; Cichliformes; Cichlidae. Gene Ontology annotation, biological process: intracellular signal transduction; protein phosphorylation. The record is from RefSeq and is a predicted model, not a curated record. The coding region runs from base 348 to 2519 and encodes 723 amino acids.